Molecule: messenger RNA, 1354 nt
Organism: Chelonus insularis
Lineage: Eukaryota; Metazoa; Arthropoda; Insecta; Hymenoptera; Braconidae
Gene: Cchl
Product: Cytochrome c heme lyase
Exons: 4
Coding region: 258-1094 (278 amino acids)
Biological process (GO): cytochrome c-heme linkage
Cellular component (GO): mitochondrion
Molecular function (GO): holocytochrome-c synthase activity
Source: RefSeq, a predicted model, not a curated record
CUCAGUAGCAGCUGACCAUGUGCUAAAUACAAUUCAGUCUAAGAUAUUUUCGUCAAAUCUCUUGAGAACUCGAAAUUGAGGUGUUUCAGUUCUCGAAAAAAAAUUAUAACUUAAAAUCAAUCAGUCUCCAAAUAAUUGUCAGUAAAAAAAAUUAUUAAAAACUUGUUAAAUGUGAUGAAAUAUGUAAAUAUAUGUGCAAGUGCUUGAUCAAUUGUUAUAUCAUAUUACUGAAACUUUGUUGAAAGAAUUAACAAAUAAUGGGUAACACUUUUACAACUGCCACUGUGUUAGCUGCUGAUACAAUAGCAGCACCACCCUAUGAACACGUGGAUAAACCUAAGCAUCAUCAUCAGCAAUACGUCCAUAAAUCGUUUGAUGCUAAUCCACCUCCUGGAUGUCCAAUGCAUAAACCAGAAGACACAAAGCCACCCCAAUAUGUCAGUGAAUGUCCUAUCGCUCAUACUAGUACAGAUGACGUGAAUCCUUUGAAUAUGAUGCCACCAGGAAACCAAAAUCCAUCACCUGGUCAACCUUUUCCUCUACCAACUCAAAGACAAGUGUCUUCUAUUCCUAAAGCAACAGGAGAAGGAGAGUUUUGGGUUUAUCCAUCACAACAAAUGUUUUGGAAUGCAAUGUUAAGAAAAGGAUGGCGUUGGAAGAAUGAUGAUAUUCAACCAAAAGACAUGGAAGAUAUUAUCAAAAUCCAUAAUGCUAAUAAUGAGCAAGCAUGGUUGGAAGUACUCAAGUGGGAAGCGUUACAUGCUAAAGAAUGUGGAAUGCCAAAAUUGAAGAGUUUUGGAGGCAAAGCCCAAGAUUAUUCACCACGUGCUAGGAUUCGUCAUUGGAUGGGAUAUGAAUUGCCUUUUGAUCGACAUGAUUGGAUAGUUGAUCGAUGUGGGAAAGAAGUGAGAUACGUGAUAGAUUACUAUGAUGGAGGCGAUGUUGAUAAAAAUUACAAAUUUGCUCUACUUGAUGUAAGGCCAGCGAUGGAUUCUUGGGAGAAUAUAUGGGAUCGUAUGAAGGUAGCAUAUUGGCGUUGGAGAUUCAGUGAUUCUGUAAAUGAAGAUCAACAAUCAACAGCGGGAUCAUCCUAAUUCUUUACUAGCUAAAUAUUCAUGUUGCAUCAGUUACUGUAGUAUUUAUUUUAUAGUAAUUAGCUAACGACAUUGUCAAUUUUAAAGAAUUUCAGAGUUAAUUAAAACAAAAUUUUGCUCAAUAUACUUUCAGUAAUAAAAUAAAUCUAUUCUAUUUGUUUACUCAAAAUGUAAAUAGCUUUUUUUGUGCUAAUAAGCAUACUUUAAAAGAUAAUUUUUAACUUAUAUGAUUCAACAAUAAAUGGAUUAAGAAAUGUUAA